Messenger RNA from Myripristis murdjan (pinecone soldierfish), 2584 nucleotides. RefSeq names its product G protein-coupled receptor 176 (gene gpr176). Bases 1 to 1716 code for a protein of 571 amino acids. Gene Ontology annotation, molecular function: G protein-coupled receptor activity. Gene Ontology annotation, biological process: G protein-coupled receptor signaling pathway. Gene Ontology annotation, cellular component: plasma membrane. The transcript has 3 exons. NCBI's taxonomy places the organism in Eukaryota, Metazoa, Chordata, Actinopteri, Holocentriformes, Holocentridae. The record is from RefSeq and is a predicted model, not a curated record.
AUGGACAUCGGCAGCUGGGCUCCGACGGUCGGGGACGGCGCUGCCAAUUUCACAGCAGCUAACCUCUGGCCGGAUUUCCUGAACGCGUCGAGUCCGCCGACCCGGUGGGACAGCAGCCCCCCUGCCGAGGGGACCGCUGGAGAUGGCCAGCAGCGGCUCAUCCGAGAGCAAGCCUACCGGGACUUCACCACCACAAUUCAAGUUUUCAUCCUCAUCGGCUCACUCAUCGGCAACGCAACAGUGCUGUGGUGCACCUGCUGCACCAGUGUCUUCAAAUCUGUCACCAACCGCUUCAUCAAGAACCUGGCGUGCUCGGGUAUCUGUGCCGGCUUGGUGUGCGUUCCCUUCGACUUGGCGCUGGGUGCCAGUCCUCGCUGCUGCUGGUGGCUUCACACUCUGCUGCUCUGCAAGGCCAUCAAGUUCCUCCACAAGCUCUUCUGCUCUGUCACUGUGCUUAGUUUUGCUGCCAUCGCCCUCGACAGGUACUACUCAGUGCUGUACCCAUUAGAGAGGAAGAUCUCAGAUGCAAGAUCCCGAGAUUUGGUCAUCUACAUCUGGGUUCACGCAGCAGUAGCGAGUAUCCCUGUGUUCGCUGUGACCAAUGUGACUGACGUGUAUGUCACCUCGUCCUGCUCAGACGAGCGUGCCCACUCCCUGGGCCACAUGGUGUAUGUGCUGGUCUACAACGUCACUACAGUGAUCCUCCCUCUUGCUCUGGUCUUCCUCUUCAUGGUGCUAAUCCGCAGGGCGCUCAGUGCCAGCCAGAAGAAGAAAGUGAUCAUUGCUGCGUUGCGGACGCCUCAGAACAGCAUCUCCAUCCCCUAUGUGUCCCAGCGAGAGGCCGAGCUACAUGCCACCCUUCUGGCUGUGGUGCUGGCUUUCUCUGCCUUCAGUGCCCCUUAUGGAGCCGUCGUGGUCUACCGUACCAUUCUGGCAGAGAGCGAAGAACUGCCCACGUCGCUAUACCUCACAGCCAUCUGGCUACCCAAGGUGUCCCUGCUCACCAACCCUCUCCUGUUUUUGACUGUCAAUCGCUCAGCACGCCACAGUUUGCUGGACCUGCUGGCCAGGAUUCAUAGACGCUACAGCCGCCGUAAUGUGGUUGGCUCCGGGGGUUUGGCAUCGCUUGGGGGAGAGGGGGGUGUCGGUGGGUCGGGGGGGCUGGAGACAGCUGGCCGCUCUGGAAGCCAGCUGCUGGAGAUGUUCAACAUUGGUCAGCAGCAGAUCUUCAGACCUGAGGAAGAGGAGGAGGAGGAGGAUGUGGAGAAUGAGAUUCCCUCGAUGGGAUCAGGAGCCUGCUCUCAGCCCAAAGAGGACAACAGGGGGGGAUCCAGGCUAGGGAGCCUCAGAGGGGAGAUGAUGCCUAAGAUGGACCCUCUGCCAGGGACAGGGGAAGGGCUGGUAAUGACCAAGGAGGGCCAAACUUCGGUCACAGCACCCCGGGUGUCUCCAGUCCAUACAUGUGCUUAUGCAUCUUCAUCGCAGGUGGCGCCAGCUACACCCACAGAGACGGAGGAUGCCACUCAGUUUGGUUUUGGUCCCUUUGAACUGCCUCCUCAGUGGCUGCCUGAGACCAGGAACAGCAAGAAGAGGCUGCUGCCUCCACUGGGGAACACGCCUGAAGAACUGAUCCAGACCAAGCAGCCGAGGCCACGGCCAGAACGGCGCAUUAGCAGGAACAACAAGGUCAGCACCAUCCCAGCUGUUGACCCCUGAACGCAUCAUAUUGGCCCCUGACCUGAACACUGGACACAACUCAAUACACUGCCGGCCUCUAAGGCUCACCAGCCUUUGCCAAGAUAUUGAUGUGUCAGGCUGCUUGGUGAGAUGCUUGGUUUGUUUUGUUGAAUUUCAAGCUUUUCACUAAACUCUAUUGAUUUUCACAGGUACACCAGUUAACUAUUGUAGAAGUCCCAGAUUUUACUGCCCAAAAGCUGCAUCCUUGUUGGAUUUCAGUUUUCUUAUUGAAGUGAAAUGUUUUGAAACUCACUUUUAUGCAGCCAAAAAUGUAUGGUCUAGUAACCAGUAAGUCAAAUUCUGCAACAUGUUCACUUUUACUUCACUACUUGUGGUUCAGCAGUAGUUCAGUGAUGAGGGACUUCUACCAUGGCUACCGCUACAGAUGAUUGAACAGGCAGAAACCUUUUUGUAAAACCUUCUUAUUUGGUGAGAGCUGGCAUCAGCAAUGAAAUUAUAUACAAUGUACAAAUCCAAUAAUGCUGAGAGGUGCACUGAAACUGGAUAUAUUUCUACAGGAAAUAAUCAACAAGAAUAGUAAUCCUCUAACAAAACAUCUGAUAAAGUUAUGAUGCUGUGAUUUGACAGUCUGUAAAUGAAUACAACUCUGCAUCAAUCCCUUCAGUUAUCCUGUGUGGGAUUGUUUUUGUAACCAUGUUUGACCACUUUUACUUCCUUUGGAAAUUUUUCAAAUGGGCAGACCUUUUACUGGCCUGUUUUGUUUGUAGGUCUUUCACUUCCCAGUUUUGGAAUAUUUGCAUUUCUUCUGAUAUGGUAGAUGUUGUCAUUUGUACUCAAAGUGUAAGUGAAUUUGAUAAGUUACAAUAUGAUAAUGAAAAUGUACAGG